Messenger RNA from Daphnia pulicaria, 1248 nucleotides. Its product is annotated as protein phosphatase 1K, mitochondrial-like. Bases 117 to 1211 code for a protein of 364 amino acids. Gene Ontology annotation, molecular function: protein serine/threonine phosphatase activity; cation binding. Lineage: Eukaryota; Metazoa; Arthropoda; Branchiopoda; Diplostraca; Daphniidae. The transcript is spliced from 7 exons. Gene Ontology annotation, biological process: protein dephosphorylation. The record is from RefSeq and is a predicted model, not a curated record.
GUAAAUUAGGAUACCAGCGUAAACGGGAUAUUAAAACGUAAAAGAGGAAUUCUUGUGUAAAUCUCUGCUGCUAGAAUUCUGUACAUUUUCAUUCAUCAUUUGACGCUCAAAGAGAUAUGAAUUUUAGAUCACCUUUUCUUUUAUCAAAAAGCAUUGCAAAUUGCAACAAAUUGCGUCUGUUGUUCUUGCAGUCCUCCAAGGGAUUCAGCACUCGUUCUGCCACUACCACCAAGCACAAAUAUGGUUCUUCCAAGACGGUCAACGUCGAUAUUUUAGGAACGUGGGACAGCCGGACAGAGUUGCCUCUUGAACUCGAGUCUAGCAUCAACUAUGGGAAACCCAUACCUCAAAUUCUCAUCUCAUCGGUUGGAACACACUCCAUUCAAGGCAGGAGGCCUUACAACGAGGACCGCUUUGUUGCAAAAGAGCUCAGACCAAAUCUCCUCUACUUUUCUGUCUUUGACGGGCAUGGCGGAUCAGAGUGUGCAGACUACUGCUACAGUCACAUGGAGAAUCAUUUAACCUUUUGGUUGGACAGAUUAAGUGUCAAUGAUAUUGAACAUGCAAUUGAUGCUGCUUUCAUCGAGUUGAAUAACUCAUUUUCUCGUUGGUGGGCUUUUCAUGGCAAAGCCACCAGUAAUGUUCCAGGGACAACAGCUACAGUAGCACUCCUUCACAAGAACAUGGAUCUUUAUCUUGGCCAUGUUGGAGAUAGCCGUGCUAUGCUAUGUCGAGGAGGGAAGGCCCGCCGUCUCACAACGGAUCAUUGUCCAUCCCUUCUUACCGAAAAGACUCGAAUUGAACAAUCUCAAGGAAAGGUUGUGGUUGAUGAUGUUGGCCGAGGAAUGGUCAACGGAAGAUUAGCGAUGACGAGAAGCCUGGGAGAUCUAGAGCUGAAACCAUUUGGCGUGACUGCCGUCCCUGAUGUGAGAAAGAUUAAGAUAAAGCACGGGAGAGAUGCAUUUCUAGUGCUGACUACCGACGGAAUCAAUUGCGUGAUGUCGGAUCAGGAAAUUUGUGACGUCAUCCAGCGAACUGAAGAUCCAAACGAUGCCGCCCACUGCCUAACUGAUGCAGCCUUACAUUACUCAUCUGAAGACAAUGCGACCGCAAUCGUUGUGCCCUUGGGCUCCUGGGGCAAUAACACGACAUCAGCUUCCAUUUUCUACAGUUUUGGCCGCAGCAUGACGGUCAGCAGCCGCUUCAGUUAACACUCAAUCCGCCCAAUAUAAAACUCGUGUUUUUAUU